ACUUCAAAAGUCACUGAAGACCCAAAAAAGCAAUAUUGUCGACAUUUAUCCACAACUCUUUUAAAACGUGUCUUAUUAUGUUUAUCAUCCAACUAGCUUAGCAUGCAAGGUUUUAUUUUGUCGACCUCAAUAUUCAAUAGAAAAAAAAGUCUGGAAUAAAAGAAUAUCAUCGUAUCAUUAAUUGUUUCACGUUUCAUUUUGGUUUUACAAUUUUCCCUAUUUAUAUCCCCACUCGUCCUUGUUUCUUCCACCAUCUACAACAUUCAUUCUUCCACUACAUUUCUCUCCUUGAGUAUCUUCAUAUCCUUUUUUUCUAACUUCCAAAACAAUUCACAAAAUGGCUACAUGCUGGCCUGAGCCAAUUGUUUCCGUGCAAUCCUUGUCCCAAACCGGUGUACCAACUGUACCAAACCGCUAUGUAAAGCCGGCUCAUCAGAGACCGGUCUUUAACACCACCCAAUCCGAUGCUGAGAUGGAAAUCCCCGUUCUAGACAUGGACGACGUUUGGGGGAAACCAGAGGGGUUAAGGCUCGUGAGGAGCGCGUGUGAGGAGUGGGGUUUUUUCCAAAUGGUGAACCAUGGUGUGAACCACUCGCUGAUGGAGAGCGUGAGAGGAGCGUGGCGAGAGUUCUUCGAGCUACCGCUAGACGAGAAACGGAAGUAUGCAAACUCACCGGACACGUACGAGGGAUAUGGAAGCCGCCUUGGGGUUGUGAAAGAUGCUAAAUUAGAUUGGAGUGAUUAUUUCUUCCUCAAUUACUUGCCUUCUUCCAUAAGAAGCCCCUCCAAGUGGCCAUCUCAGCCUCCUAAGAUCAGAGAAUUGAUUGAAGAGUACGGAGAAGAAGUGAAAAAACUGUGCGAGAGGCUGACGGAGACAUUGUCAGAGAGUUUAGGUUUAGAACCAAACCAUCUCAUGAAGGCUUUAGGAGGAGAAGACAAAGUCGGAGCUUCUCUCAGGACAAACUACUACCCAAAAUGCCCUCAGCCACAUCUCACUCUAGGUCUAUCUUCCCAUUCUGACCCUGGUGGCAUCACCAUUCUUCUCCCGGACGAGAAGGUCGCUGGCCUCCAGGUCCGUCGUGGUGAUGGCUGGAUCACCGUUAAAUCAGUCCCCAAUGCUUUGAUCGUUAACAUUGGGGAUCAGAUUCAGAUACUUAGCAAUGGAAUUUACAAAAGUGUGGAGCAUCAAGUGAUCGUUAAUUCCGGUAUGGAACGAGUCUCUUUGGCAUUCUUCUAUAACCCGAGAAGUGAUAUCCCGAUUGGACCAAUCGAAGAACUAGUAACAGAAAACCGACCUGCUCUUUAUAAACCGAUCAGGUUCGACGAGUACCGUUCUCUGAUACGGCAAAAGGGUCCUUGUGGAAAAAACCAGGUUGAUUCACUGUUAUUAAGUAGAUGAUAAUUGAUACACAUUCCAAGUAUAUAUCUCUUAUUCCUAUGUCCUUGAUAUAGUCGUUACUAAAUAAUAUG
This is a messenger RNA of Arabidopsis lyrata subsp. lyrata, 1470 nucleotides long. Its product is annotated as probable 2-oxoglutarate-dependent dioxygenase ANS. Lineage: Eukaryota; Viridiplantae; Streptophyta; Magnoliopsida; Brassicales; Brassicaceae. The transcript is spliced from 3 exons. The record is from RefSeq and is a predicted model, not a curated record. Bases 338 to 1399 code for a protein of 353 amino acids.